This is a messenger RNA of Ectocarpus siliculosus, 3904 nucleotides long. The record is from the annotation of a GenBank genome assembly. NCBI's taxonomy places the organism in Eukaryota, Phaeophyceae, Ectocarpales, Ectocarpaceae.
AUGGUAGCCAUCUCCGACGACAGCGAGGAGAGCCUCACCUACCGCAAGAACGACCAGGUGAACUUCUUCCACCCGCAGUUCGAGCUCUCGAGCGAGCACCAGCUCUUCUGGAUGGACCUCCGCCUCGGCACCGGGGACGGCCUGCUGAACGGCACCACGCCGCUGACGACGGACGUGGAUAUGAUCAUUACGAUGCACUCCUGGUACUUGAACGGGCCUGCCGACAACCAGACCGCCGUCUUCGAAGAGGUGGACAAGUACAUCGUCAACUCCUCGCAGUACUGCCCGGACGCGGACGCGGACUACUGCGACUUCUUCUUCCUCUUCACGCGCGACUUCGUGGACCACGAAAAGUUCUCCCUGGCGAUACAGUUCCCCGAUCCAGACGAGUACCUGGUCACCGUGGAGGAGGGCCGCGACCACUUCGGCCCGCUCUUCAGGGCCCAGAGCCGCGUAACGGCCAUCAACCCCGACUUCACGCGCUUCGAGAUCGCCUUCAAGUACGUGUGGCUGUUCACGACCAUGCUCGUGAUGUUCAGCCCCUGCGGUGUGGGCUUCAUGUCGGCCGUCAAGCGGCACCGCAGGGACACCGGGCUGGCCAAGACGUUCCACCAGAAGUGGACGAAGGCGCUGCUGUGGGCGCUGGUUUGGUUCGACGAACCGUUCGUGUGGGGCACCGUGUACACCGGUUGGGCCAAGGUGUUCUCCGCGGCCUACAUCCUGAGCGCCUCCAUCUUCGUCUUCCUGAUCCUGCUCUUCUGGCUGUGCUUCCUGAGCGACUUGCGCUGCAUGCAGAGCGAAGUCUGGAACGUCGAUCGGGGCAUGUGCUACUGGAUUCCAAAGGUGUUGCUUACGUUUGCCAUCGGGGUGACUAUGUUCGGCGGCUACAUGUACUACCGCUUCGAGAACACCAUGUCCUUCGACUACACCGGGCUGCAGGACAACAAAAAGGCGGCAGAGGCCUUGGCCGUGCUGCUCGGCCUGAUGCUCUCGGUGUACCUCCUUUGGAUCGUCGUGUUGGGGCUUCGGUCCUGCGGGAGGCUCCGCACGGUCUCCCCCUCCUUCAUCCUGCUGUACUGCAUUACGCUGCUGACCUCCCUGGUGGCGGUGAUCGGGGUGUUCGUGGCGGCCUACUACCCCUACUCCACUUCCGCCGUGGCAUUCGUCGGCAUCCACGGCCUGCUGAACCUUUACGUCUGGACGCUGGCGGCUUGUUUCGCGCCGGUGCGGACGCCCUCCCUGGGGAUGAGGGACAAGCCGGUGUCGAUAGGGGGCACCUCGGCGGUCGCAGGGAGGACGCCGCAGAACCAUCGCGAUGACGAGGAGGAUAUCGCCGGUUGGGAAGACCCAGCCGACGGCGACUUCAAGGGUGUUGAGUUGUGAGGGAGGGAGGGGGGGGGGGCACAGAGGGCAAAAGGCAGAGCGUCUGCGGACCUCUGAGGACAAACAGUUUUUUUGCUUCUGAUCCCCGCCGUUGUGGUGGGGAAGGGUUGACGCGAAUGCCGGCUCUCCCGCUUGUGUAAACUCCUUGCUGCAUUCGUCGGUGUCUUUCUUUUGUUUUUGGUUUGUGUAGGCGAACGAGCGUGACUUAUGGCUAAGCGCGCUUGGUUGUCUGGGUUGUUCUUCCCCCCCCCGUGCGUUGUGUUUUGCGCAAUUGACGUUGCGGGGGGGGUGCUCGAUUCUCCGUGCGCAAGGGCCAAACAGGCUCGAAGCGCCAUGUUUCGUGCGGAAUAUACCCCGAGAACCUACGUUGUAUCAUGAAUUUUGACGGCGCGGCACGGCUGCAAGACCUGCGCGUUUGUCGCCGUGCGUGCGUGCCGUGUGUUCGCGGGAGAGAAUAACGCUUUCUCCCUUCUCUGUGCUUCCCCAAACCGUAGGCCCUAGUGUGCCGUGUCGAUGUGCUUGAUAGUGCUUGUACUUUCUUCCUAUGUUUACGGUAAGAAUUGCCCGCGUCUACAUUCCCUUUCGAUUUUUCUGGAACAGAAGUAUUAGUCAAGUCGUGUCACGUUGGGUCGUGUUCUUGUUGGCUAUUUAGGUAUUUUUUAUCAAUUUUUGUGGAUACGACAGUUGAGGAUCCGUCAGCGUUGGAGCUAUCAUAGAAAUGAAGAUAACACAGAACCUAGCGCUAGUUGCGGAUUCAGACGUGUGGUGACAAGAUCGAUUCUCCGGGGUGCAUGCUUCCCCGCUUUGUUCAAAAUGGGCUCUUUGAUGAUUGGGUUUUUUUCGAACGUGUCUAUAUUGAUUGGCUUGACAUCAGACAUCACGAUUGGGCUUGGUGCGGCUUGUACUCGUUGUCACGUACUUGUGUGCUGUCGGUACUUUUUGAAGGGGGAGGGGGGGAGGGGGGCGAACCGGGUGGAUUGCAUCAAUAGUCGUUUUCUGACUGGGUUCUCGUGGCCGCUGGAACCUUUCUUUCAAAUGGUUCGUAGAGAGAGAGAGAUAGCACCGUUGUCACACAUAGGGGGUGAUGUGAUCCCGGUCCCCCCGCUUAGCAACACGCCUCUCGACGUAAAACUAGAACGAGGGGCAUGCGGAGCAACAUCUCUUGCUGCGGCGUUUUGCCACAGCCCGGUCACAGGCAAUGCAAUAUGAGAUCGAUGGGUUGUUUGCCUCGAUGAGGCGGCGUUAGUCACGCUAUCAGAACCGGUUCAGCUGUGUGCUGCUUGCGGCGAGCACGCAGCAAGUGAACUCGACGCUCCACACGUCACCCUGGUCGUGUUAGCGUAUCUGGGGGAAAUGCUUACCAGAAAAAUGCGACCCCCCUUGGCAGGUGUACACAAGUACCGGUCGAGGCUACAUGCGGCGGCAACACCGCCGUGCUUGUGGACCCACCAGGUAGAGAGUUGACGAAUGUUUUUCGGCUGUUGCUGUCCUUACGAUUUCGGAGCAAAGUUUCCGGGAGGCGUUUGCCGUCGAAGGUCUUGAUUCUACGACAAGACGUGGGCAUCCCGAUAUGGGUGCGAGACCGAUUCAAAGCAACAUCUGCCGGGAUAUUUGGUAGAUGGACCGCCAGGAUUGGGCAUAUGUUUGCUUAAGCCUGGGCCAGGUGGUGGUCUGUGCGGCGGGGGAACUUUGGGACAUGGGAUGGGAUGCGGUGUGUUACGUCUACAUAAUCCCUUUCCUUCGCGGGUUGGUCGUUCGGCGGUACCUUUCAUGGACUAGCGUAUUCAGUGCUUGUGCGUACGUUCUGGUUUGUUUUGCGCCAUGGUUUGGCGUCUCAAUUGGGGGGGGGGGUGUACUCAUUUGGGGGGGGGGGGGUUCGAGCGAGGGUUCGCUCGGGCCUCUUCCUGUCGUAGCGUGUGUAUUUUGUGUAUCCGUGCUACUUUGUUCUUGAUGAAGCUACGUUAAUGUCGUUUGCUGAAAUUGAUGGGUAGGAAGGAUGCCUUCCAUCUCUAGAGUAAUGCUGGCCAGGUGGUCGCAGUCAGCGGACGUAGAGGCGAGCUGUUGGUUCACCUUCGUGGCGGCUAUCUUCGAGAUCCGCGGAUCUGGUACUCAAUCAAUCGUGUUUUGUUUGGUGGAAGUAGGGGCAGUCCUCGAGUCCAAAAGCCGUUGGUUUGGGGGGGAGAGUUGUGUUUAUUCAUUGUUUGGGCGAAUAAAGCACAUGAGUACCCCCCAAGCAUCGCAAGCUUGAGGUCGAAACGAAGUUGAUAGAUAUUGAUAUCACAUUGCUAAAGGCGGCAGACAUGACAAGUGUUGUGUCGGUUUCUUUUGCAAUUGUGUUUGCGUCAAGAGUGGACAACCUGCGACAGAAUUGAGUUAACGAUGACUGACAUGUCCAGCAGGUUGGCCCUUGUAUCGAACAAAGCAGUGUUGCCUUCAUGGAGAGGAGGGCUGAUGUAUGUUGCUCGUAAAUUCGAACAACAGCAGUUUCCUGGAAGGUACUGUAAAAAAUGCCGUCGCUCUU